Messenger RNA from Lepus europaeus (European hare), 2191 nucleotides. RefSeq names its product zinc finger protein 37A-like. The transcript has 5 exons. The coding region runs from base 162 to 1424 and encodes 420 amino acids. Gene Ontology annotation, biological process: negative regulation of transcription by RNA polymerase II. Gene Ontology annotation, molecular function: DNA-binding transcription repressor activity, RNA polymerase II-specific. The record is from RefSeq and is a predicted model, not a curated record. NCBI's taxonomy places the organism in Eukaryota, Metazoa, Chordata, Mammalia, Lagomorpha, Leporidae.
AGUACUGCGCAUGCGUCUUCCUUCUGCGCGCCGCCAUUCUCCGCUUCCCAGCGCUGUUUCUGGUGGUGGCUCCAGGUGGCUCCGCUUUGCCUCUCUGUGAGCUUCGAUCGUUAGGGUCGUUACCGAGUUCUCAGGACGACCAGACGCCUCACAGCUGGAAAAUGGUGUUGGUGUCAUUUGAAGACCUGGCUGUGGACUUCACCAAGGAGGAAUGGCAGAACAUGAAUCAUUCUCAGAGGACCCUGUACAGGGAUGUGAUGCUAGAAAUCUAUAGCAUCCUACUGUCCUUGGGGCACUGCAUUAACAAGCCUGAGGUGAUCUUCAAGUUGGAACAAGGAGCAGAACCAUGGAUGGUAGAAAAACCCCUGAACCAGAGCCUUCCAAUUGCCAACAGAAAGGAUGACCUUAUCAAAACCAACCAGAAAAGUGAAGAAGUAAAUUUGAGGGGACCUGAUGAAAUACCGCCUGGAGAGAAACCUCAUGGACCUAAUGUCACUGAGAACUCACUCCAAUACUUGGAACAUCUUAGUCAACAUCACCAGAUUCAAAAUAUACAGCAGGCUUUUGAACACAAUGGCCAAGGGAAAUGCUGUAACAGGAAGAGACUAUCCUUUGAAUGUGAGAGGAUUUGUGUGGAACAUACCUCUAAUAAAUCAACUGUCAUUUUAGGAAACAAAACACUGGUUGAAAGUAAAAAUUUCCAUAAAAAUGUCUAUCUCAGUAAAUAUCAGAAAGAAGGAGAGAAACUCCAUGGAUCUUUUGAGUAUGAUGAAUCUCUGAAUUACAAAUCAGAUCUUACAAUGUAUCAGAGAACACAUACGGGGGAAACUGUCCAUAUAUGUAAGCACUGUGGGAAAUCUUUCAGCUGUAAAUCCUGCCUUACUACCUAUCACAGAACUCACAUAGGGGAAAAUCUCAUUGAGUGCAUUGAAUGUGGGAAAAGCAUCUACCAGAAGUCAGACAUCUCUAGAGACCAGAGAAUUGCCACAAUGGAAAAUCUUCAUGAAUGCAGUGAGUGUGGAAAAGCCUUUUAUCAGAAGUCAUAUCUCAUUAAACACCAGAGAAUCCACACAGGAGAGAAACCUUAUGAAUGUAAGAUAUGUGGAAAAGCCUUUUAUCAGAAGUCACAUCUCAUUAUGCAUCAGAGAACUCACACAGGGGAGAAACCUUACAAAUGUAAUGAGUGUGGAAAAGCCUUUUCCCAGAGUUCAGUCCUCAAUAAACAUCAGAUAAUUCACACAGGGGAGAAACCUUAUAAGUGCAAUAUAUGUGGAAAAGCCUUUCGUUGGAAGUCAAGUAUCAUUAUACAUCAGAAAAUUCACACAAGGGAGAAAUCUCAUGAAUGCAAUAUUUGUGGAAAACCCUUUUGCCCCAGGACUGCCCUCAUUAGCUGUAAGAGAAAUCAUACAAAGGAGAAACCAUGAUUGUAACGAGUGUUGAAAAUCAUUUUACCACAGGUCUUCCCUCAUUAACUAUCAGAAUUCACACAAAAGAGAAACCUUAUGAAUGCAAUAUGUGUGGAAAAGCAUUUUGCCAGAAGUCUCAACCCAUUUCUUCACUGGAUUGUUUGUUUUGUUGAAUUUUUUUUUAGCUGUUUAUAGAUUCUGGAUGUUAAUCUUUUCUCAGUUGCAUAAUUUACAAAUAUUUUCUCCCAUUCUAUGGGUUGUCUCUUCUGUUUGCUGAGUAUUUCUUUUUUAUUGCAGGAGCUUCUCAGCUUGAUGUAAUCCCAGUUGUCAAUUGUGACUUUGAGUGCACAUACUUUAGGUGCCUUUUCCAGGCAGUCUUUGCCUGUGCCAAUGUCUGUAGAAUUUUUCCCAUGUUCUCUAAUGAUGUGGUGGUUUCCGGUCAUAGAUUUAGGUCUUUGAUCCAUUUUGAGUGGAUUUUUGUUUAAGGUGUAAGAUUGCAUCUUUUUCAGAUUUAGAUAGUAAGGUGAUGCAGGUUUCAUAAAAGGAGUUUGGCGGGGGGGUUCCUUUCAAUUGUUUUGAAUAGCUUGAGAAGAAUUGAGAUUAGUUCUGCUUUAAUGUCUGGUAGAAUUCAGUGAUGAAACCAUCUGGUUCUGGGCUUUUCUUUAUUGGGAGAGUCUAUAUUAUUAGUUCAGUUUCCAUCUUGCUUAUUGGUCUGUUUAGGUUUUCUAUAUCAUCAUGACUCAGUUUUCAUAGGUUGUAUAUUUCUUGGGAUCUAUCAAUUUCUU